AACAUCAAUACGUUAUCGAAAAAUAACAUAUGCACAUAUCUCCGACUCUUGGGAAAUUGUUUUGGAAACUUCUGAAUUAUCGAUAUAGCAAAAUAAUAAAUAUUUGCCGCUUUUGGUUCUGUAGUGGCAUUUGGCUCAGCAAAGAUAUAAUAACAAUCUAGAGGCAAUAUGGUAAUUACUAAUGAUAUCACGUUGCCCACUGAUGAAGAGUUAACAGUGCAAGAGUUGAAUUUGUCCACUUCGGCCCUUCGAGCUGGUGCAUUUCAUUUGGGGAAACAUUGUGAAAAUCAGAAUAAUGAAUUUAUGCUAUGUCGACAUGAGUUAGAUGACCCCCGGGCAUGCAUUAAUGAAGGCAAAGCAGUAACUAGCUGCGCUUUGGACUUUUUCCGGAAAGUAAAAAAAACUUGCCAUGAAGAGUUCCUUCAAUAUGCAACUUGUCUAGACAAAAGCAGCGGCAAUAUGGCUUUUGGACAUUGCCGAAAAACACAAGGUGCUUUUGAUAAAUGCGUAUCCGAUAAUUUGGGUAUUGAUCGUCCUGAAUAUGGCUACUUUACUCGAGCAAAGAUUCACCCCACUGAACGUGAAGCUCCUCCUAAAGCUAUAAAGAAGGAAUAUCCUGACGCUACACCUGGUCUGCCAGAUGAUUACCCAAAGCCUCCAGCCAAAUAUGGAUCCCGUUUCCAUUGGCUGGAAUAAUCUACAAUCACUGUUAUAUAUCACUGCGUCAGUCUUUAGUAAAAAUGUGGUGUGUAGAUAGUGAAUUCUCAUAUAUGGAAAAAUAUAUGAUUCAAUAAUUAAUUAAGUA
This is a messenger RNA of Bactrocera latifrons, 805 nucleotides long. It is a transcript of the gene ND-19, whose product is annotated as NADH dehydrogenase [ubiquinone] 1 alpha subcomplex subunit 8. The record is from RefSeq and is a predicted model, not a curated record. Gene Ontology annotation, biological process: mitochondrial electron transport, NADH to ubiquinone. Lineage: Eukaryota; Metazoa; Arthropoda; Insecta; Diptera; Tephritidae. Bases 169 to 696 code for a protein of 175 amino acids. The transcript is spliced from 4 exons.